This is a messenger RNA of Oryza brachyantha (malo sina), 565 nucleotides long. RefSeq lists its product as uncharacterized. NCBI's taxonomy places the organism in Eukaryota, Viridiplantae, Streptophyta, Magnoliopsida, Poales, Poaceae. The coding region runs from base 5 to 535 and encodes 176 amino acids. The record is from RefSeq and is a predicted model, not a curated record. The transcript is spliced from 3 exons.
AAGGAUGAGCAAGCGAUGUGAUGUUCACAGAGCCAGCUACGAUCACCAUCGUGAUCGUUGCAAGAUCGCAGAAACAACAGGAACACAGGAAGGAUGCACUCUUGCUGAAACUGCAGAGAGGAGAUCUUCAAGGAAGCUUCAGAACAUGUUGGUUUUCCAACUUCUGUCUGACAAUGUCACGGAUGAAGUAACAAGAAGCCAGCUUCUCAGAAUUUCAGGGCCCCAAGCGGCAAAUGGAAAAUCAAAGAAGAAAAACUUAACGUUCUUGGCAAAGUUUCAUAGCAAAAUAGUUGCUGCCUUGGCAUCUGAAUCCUCCCCGUGUAGAAACUCAUUCCACAAACCCAUCAUCUCUAGGGAGAUACUAGUCAGAGAAUACGCCAGAUCGGUUCGCAUUAUCAGACGAACAGCAGCAGUCUGCUUCUCGCCAUCGUCAGGUGCUGAUGAGGACUACGACCAUCUGCCUCACACGCAGCUUGACAAGGUGACCCAUGCAAUCAGCAGAGAAGAAUUUGGCCCUCUUUACCUGGUCACAUAAUCCAUUUCAGUUCCUGAUGCAGAUGAUGCA